This is a messenger RNA of Paracoccidioides brasiliensis Pb18, 756 nucleotides long. RefSeq names its product 18S rRNA pseudouridine methyltransferase. The transcript is spliced from 3 exons. The record is from RefSeq and is a predicted model, not a curated record. Gene Ontology annotation, biological process: rRNA base methylation. The coding region runs from base 1 to 756 and encodes 251 amino acids. Gene Ontology annotation, cellular component: nucleolus; small-subunit processome. Gene Ontology annotation, molecular function: rRNA binding; rRNA (pseudouridine) methyltransferase activity.
AUGGCCACUAACAAGAGCGUCGCAUUUGACCACCCAGGAACCCAAUCCUGCCCUCCCCCGAAACUCCCUCAACUCGUGGCAGAACAACAUGUCCCCAUCUCCUCCUCCGACAAGGAGACCAAGCGCCUGAUCGUCGUUCUCUCCAACGCGAGUCUGGAAACAUACCGUACGUCCGCUGGAGGCAGAAACCCGAAUGGCAGAGAGGAGAAAUACUCCCUGCUCAACAGCGAUGAGCAUAUCGGUGUCAUGCGAAAGAUGAACCGGGACAUAAGUGACGCCCGCCCAGACAUCACUCAUCAGUGUCUCCUUACCCUCCUCGACUCCCCCAUCAACAAAGCAGGAAAACUACAGAUCUACAUCCACACCGCCAAGGGCGUCUUGAUCGAAGUCAGCCCGACAGUGCGCAUCCCACGAACCUUCAAACGUUUCGCCGGCCUGAUGGUCCAACUGCUCCACCGCCUCUCCAUCCGCUCCACCAACUCGCAAGAAAAGCUUCUGAAAACCACUUGCCUCCCAACUGCCGGAAGGUUGACGCUGAGUUUCGACUCACCCGUCGUUCGCGUCAAUGACUAUAUCGAGUCUCUGGGGCCGAAUGAGAGCAUUUGCGUCUUUGUCGGUGCAAUGGCGAAAGGAAGGGAUGACUUCGCUGACAGCUUUAAGGAUGAUACCAUCAGCAUCAGCAAUUAUUCUCUCAGUGCCAGUGUUGCGUGCAGCAAGUUCUGCCAUGCCGCUGAAGAUGUCUGGGACAUCGUCUAG